This is a messenger RNA of Schistosoma margrebowiei, 956 nucleotides long. NCBI's taxonomy places the organism in Eukaryota, Metazoa, Platyhelminthes, Trematoda, Strigeidida, Schistosomatidae. The record is from the annotation of a GenBank genome assembly.
CAUAUUCAAAUCCCGGAAAUGAUGCUGCGAUUGGUUUUAUUUGUAAUAAUGACUUCGGCAGGUGUAUGCCAAGUAGGUGGGGCAUCUAUCGUUAAUUGUUUUUCUAAUAUAAUGCAUGGUAUUAGGUAUUGGACCAGAACUGCGUUGUUAUCAAUGUAAUUCACUAACGCAACCUCACUGUGCAGACUAUUUUGAUAAUCGAACUUUUCCACUAGUUGCCUGUCCAAAUGAUGGAAGAAAUUAUUCUAGGUGUGUUAAGAUGAUUCAGGAAAUGUAUCUAGAUGGAAAGUGGACUAGACGUUAUUAUAGAGAUUGUGCUGUAACCGGUGUGAUUGGUGCAGAAGAUGGUCGAUGGUGUAUAGAUCGUUUGGGUACAUAUCGUGUUAAAGUUCGAUAUUGUAAUUGUAACAAUAAAAAUGGAUGUAAUUCAAGUACACUAUUAACUGUUUCAACAACACUUUAUAUUUUUAUGUUUACUAUAUUUAUAUUAUACAUUUAUCGAAUUCUUAAACUAUAGGCAUUUAGAAUACAAGAAGAUGUUCAAUUUCUUCUAUUUUCUUUUUUAAUAUGUUUAUGAAAACAAAAUUAUGUAAUUGCAACGAAUAACUUUUUUAAAAAAGAUCAAAUAAUAAAUAGGCCAUAUUGAAAUAUGAAUAUAAACUUCCAUUUUCAUUGUCUAUCAAGAGAAAUAAGAAAGAGACCAAUCACUGGAAAGUAACUAACUGGAAGGUCAUUUACUUCAUUAUCAUUCAUUUAUUCAUUUUUAUGCAUGAUUAAAUUAUGUAUAUGUGGCUUCUUUGUUUUUUCAUUCUUGUAAACAUUGCUGGAAUAUUAUUAUUUUUUCAGGAUAACUGUAUAAACCACAUUUUCUGUAUUUUAAAUUUAUCUGCUUACUCACUGUUGAUAGAAAAAAAGUGUAUAUAAACAAUGAUCAUUAAUAUGAACUGUAAAAAGCA